Rhizoctonia solani is the source of this 1080-nucleotide messenger RNA. Its product is annotated as cytochrome P450 family protein. The transcript has 8 exons. Gene Ontology annotation, biological process: mitotic spindle organization. Lineage: Eukaryota; Fungi; Basidiomycota; Agaricomycetes; Cantharellales; Ceratobasidiaceae. The coding region runs from base 1 to 1080 and encodes 359 amino acids. Gene Ontology annotation, cellular component: cytoplasm; nucleus; protein phosphatase type 2A complex. The record is from RefSeq and is a predicted model, not a curated record. Gene Ontology annotation, molecular function: protein tyrosine phosphatase activator activity; peptidyl-prolyl cis-trans isomerase activity.
AUGACCCACGAAGCACAUUCUAACGGAUCGAGCGAGGGUGGAUUUAUUAUACCCUCAAAGGCAAUACUGAGUCCUGAUGACCUGGAAACGUGGAAACAAUCACCCACAUAUCAAUCCAUGAAUGUCCAAUCGAUUCUCAAAUUGCUCGAACAGGUCGAAGCAAUAGCUCAGGACACGCCUCCUGUCAAUAAUGACGCAUCCAGAUUCGGAAACCCAGCUUUCAAGGCUUUCUAUGACAAGGUCCAAGAGGCAUUGCCGUCAUUACACAGCAGCAUACCUCACAUCUCUCAAGCGGCUGUGCCUGAGAUUUCACUUUAUCUACAAGAGUGCUGGGGGAAUCGCGCGCGUAUCGACUAUGGGAGCGGAAUGGAAUUUAAUUUUCUAUGUUGGCUGUUCUGCUUGGAAAAAUUAGGCGUGCUCUCGACUGAAGACCAUUCUGCUCUUGUUCUGCGCGUCUUUUGGAAAUAUCUAAACGUAAUGCGCUAUCUACAAAAAACUUAUUGGCUGGAACCCGCUGGAUCUCAUGGGGUAUGGGGAUUAGAUGAUUACCAUUUCCUCCCAUUUUUGUGGGGAAGUGGCCAACUUGUCGGGCACCCACAUCUCCGACCCAAGUCCAUCCAUAACGCUGAGGUGAUUGAAGAAUUCUCUCAGCAUUAUAUGUAUUUUGCUUGUAUCCAGUUUAUCAAUUCCGUCAAGACGGCCUCUUUGAGAUGGCAUUCACCCAUGUUAGAUGAUAUCUCAGGCGUUAAAACGUGGGACAAGGUCAAUUCUGGGAUGAUCAAAAUGUAUAAUGCCGAAGUGCUUGGCAAGCUGCCAGUUGCGCAGCACUUCCUCUUCGGAUCGAUCAUUAAGCGGCCCGACGGCAUUCAAGCCUCUACUGAGGGUACAACCAAUGACCCGCAUUGGGGCCACGCUCAUGCCGGCGUUGGUGCCGUUGGUCAAUCACAUUCCGGGUGGGGAGACUGCUGUGGAAUUCCCGUCCCUAGUGCUUUCGCUGCGGCCGAGGCCGAGAAACGUGGGAACCGACCAGGUGGCGCACCACUUUCGGGAACGGGUAUUCGUCCGGUACCAUUUGACUGA